GUUACCUUCUGCCUUUCAAGCUACGACCUCAUCACUUUUCUCGUCACUCUGAGCACCUGUUUGUUUCAAAGCCAUUUUCACCCUUCACUGUCUGUGGUGCAUGUUAUUGAAUAUCCAUUCAUCUCCACCACUUCUGUUAUCUAUAGACCACCUCUUGCUGCUUUCCUGCUGCAAUGUUUUGUGUAGCUAAGUAUUUUGCAUUCUCCAGCCCUACAGUCAUUGGGAAAAUGUUCUCUGUUUCUCUGCACUGUGGCAAGCCUUCUGUCUUAGGUAAACUAGAGACUAGAAUGGAGAUGUGCAUAUUGGUAACUAUAAACAUUAAAUUACUGCAAGCCUAGAGUGUCUUGAAAAUAGAAGAGAAAAAUUCCAGUUUGGGACCCAUUUCAGGGUUAUAUAAUGAAAGAAGGUUGUUCCUUAAGUGAACACUAUGUUGGGCAUAAUUUUUAGUGAUGUGUUUCUACAUGUGAAAAGGCCAUUCAAAAUAAUCGUAUAAAAGAGAAUUUCAACUUGAAGCCUAUAUGAACCCAACACCUGGGCAUAUGAUAGAAUUUUCUCAAAAGGGGAUGCUUGAAAUAGUUCUUGUACUUUAUUUUCAUGUUAGUUUCUGAAUCAGAAAACAUUCUUUGCUAUGUGAGUCAAGAAAACAAAAAUCAGUGAUUGAAAAUAAAUUACAUUUAGUAAGGCACCAGGCAUAAUAGUCCUAAAAAAGACUGGAACAGAGGGCCUUAAAUACAGAAUAAGAUUAAUUUAGAUCCAGUGAAAUUUUAUUUUAGCUUGGACAGUUUGAUUUAAUUUGUCUUAAAAUAUGUAUUCCUUGUUGAGUCUUACUAUUUCUUCUUCAGUAUGCAAGUUUAAUUGUAAACCUAUUUUGAGGAUACACAAAUUGUACAUUUUUUUUUUUUUACAAAUUGUGCAUUUUUAACAAGUAUUUUUUUAGGGUAUAAUGAUUUGGAUAUUUUUUUUUUUAGACCAAUUUAAGCAGUUAUUUGUGAUGUCGCAUGCUUAGAGCCAGGUCAAGUUUCCAAAUACUAAGAAAUUCAGCUUUUUCUUCUAUUAUAGGAAAAGAUAAACAAGUUCUGCAGCUUUUUCACUUUUGUGCAUUACCUAUUAAUCUAUCAGUAAUGGAUUCUGUCAGAUGUUGCUGAAUAAAUAUCAUUGUAGCAAGGUUAACAGAAAGUUAUAAAAAACUAUCCUCUCACAUUAGCACAGUUCUAAGCUGGGGGGUGGUUUUGCCCCCUAAGAGACAUUUACAAUGUAUUCAAACAUUUUUGGUUGUCACAAAUGGGGUUGUGCUACUGGCAUCUAAUUGGAAAAGGCCAGAGGUGCUUCUGUACAUCCUACUAUGCACAGAACAUCCUUCACAACAAAUAUCCAUCCCAACAUGUCAAUAGUGCCAAAGUUGAGAAACUUUCCUAACAUGUCAACUGUUCAUUUUUCUGUUUCGUGUCCUUGCUCAUGUGUACAUUUUUACAUGGUUAUAGUGUAUGUUUUGUCUUCUUUUUCAUUUAAGGAAAAAGUACAUAUCUCAUUUUAUUUUGGAAUUGAUACAGAAGAAAUUAUGUAUUAUAUUUGAGAUGUCUAUAAAUUUUAAAUUAUAUUUGGAUGGAUAGAAGAGAGAAGGAUCCAAAGUCACCUGACUAGAUUAUUUCAGUUUAUCUUUUGUUUCUAUUUCUUUUGUUCCCUAGUGUCACUUCAAGACCAUGGGAUCCAAAGCUCAUCCUUGUCUCAGACCUAGGAGGUAUGCUGUAGGAUGAGGUGUAGUCCUGACCCCUAUACUGUAGUUGGAGGAGGGCACCUGUUAGGAUAAAAAAGAGGAGGUAGAAACGAUCGCACCCAUUCUCCUUGCCUUCUUCCUGUUUAUAAUUCUUUGUCUCUGUCUCAGUUUAUUUUGCAGGCCUUACCACCUUAUUCUUUAUAUCUAGAAGUUUUUGGAGGCCUAAAUGUACCAGAACAGUGGUUUUCAACCUUCCUAAUGCAGUGGCCCUUUAAUACAGUUCCUGUGGGUUGCGACCCACAGGUUAUUCAACCAUCAGGUCUCACUGGAAUAAUGUUUGUUCCAUUAGCUGGGCAUGGUGGUACAUGCCUGUAGUCCCAGCUACAUAGAAGACUGAGACAGGAGAAUCACUUGAGCCCAGCCUAGGAGUUUGAGGCUGCAGUAAGUUAUGAUAACAUUUACUGCACUCUAACAUGGGCAAUAGGGUGAGAACUUUUCUCAAAAAAAAAAAAAAGUUCUGGGAUGUCAUUGCACCACAGGCAGAGGGCCCUGAUUAUCAAAAGUCAUAGAAAUAUAUACAUGAGGGGUGGUGCCUGUGGCUCAGUGAGUAGGGUGCCGGCCCUAUAUGCUGAGGGUGGCGGGUUCAAACCCAGCCCCGGCCAAACUGCAACAACAAAAAAAAGAAAUAUAUACAUGAAUAAGUAGCAUAAUGGAGAUCAAUAAAUAUACUGACACAAAGGGCUAAUUAAUGUCAAGGAGUAGCAAAAGAAAAGGCUAGAGAGACUGGCAGGAACCAGACUGUGAAGAAUUUCUAGUGCCAAGCUGAGUUUAAACUCCUGAAAGCAAUAAGAAUAUUAAGUAGCAAGUGAUUUGUAUUCAGGAGAAUCAGUCUGGGAACUAUGCUCAGCAUGGAUUGGGUGGGAGCCAGCCUGGCAGCAAGAACGUUAGUUAAGGAUGCUAGUACACUAAACUGAGCAAAUAGUGAAGAGAGCCUGAAUAAAGCAGCAAUUGUAGACAUGGAGAGGAUGAAUUAGAAAAUGAUAAAAGAGGUACUACAAAUUGGAAAUGAAAAAGAUGGGUCUAGGAUGUCUCCCAGGUUUCUGGCUUGGGAAAUUAUAUUGAUGGUGAUUUUUAACUGCAUAUAACAGGAGGAGAAAAAGACAAAUGGAUUGUUCAAGCAGAGUUCAGUAGAAAGUUGGACAUGCAUUGGUCUUAAAUAGCAAGUUCAUUUUAUACUGCCCUCCUAGCCUACCUUCUCUGCUCCGGAACUAGGAUGUCUCUAGCAAUCUUUGCUUAAAGAGUAGGCUUCAGUGGCCAUAUUUGCAGCCCCACUUCCAAACCAUUGCAUGCAUAACUGACUGAAUGAGGAGUAUGUAACUAACUUCAGGGGAGUACAACCUGUUGGGUAAGCAAUAAGUAAUUGUUUCUUUUGCAAAAAUUUGAGUAAAGGAUUUGAAUGGCUGUUUUUGGCCUUUCUGAUGAGCAAGGCAGAGAAAGUCCAUCCCUGUAGGAAAGCAAGAGGAGAGGACUCACAGGGAGACUCAGAGACAAAAAGACCUCUUGGUUAGGGCACCAGCCACAUACACUGAGGCUUGAGGGUUUGAACCCGGCCCAGGCCAGCUAAAACAACAAUGAUAACUGCAACAACAACAAAAAAUGUAGUUGGGUGUUGUGGCAAAUGCCUGUAGUCCCAGUAACUGGGAGGCUGAGGCAAAAGAAUCGCUUGGGCCCAAGAAUUUGAGGUUUCUGUGAGCUGUGACGCCACACCAUUCUACCCAGGGUGACAGCUUGAGACUCUGUCUUAAAAAAAAUAAAAUAAAAUAAAAAAUAAUAGUUGUAUUUGAUUGUAACAGCAAGUCCUAUUCAUAGUGGUUCUAGUAACAUAGAUACCACUUUAUCAAUCAGCAGAUACAGAAAAUUAUCUUUCACAUACUAUUAUAGUGCAUGCUGGUAUAAUGCAUGAUUAUUUGCAACCUAAAAUAUUAAAUACAAUAUUGAUGGCAGGCUUAGAUCAAGAAGUUUUACUGUGCUUGAUUGGGAUGAUGGGCACACUUGCCAUUUUGACUGAAACCGUGCAAAAGCAAUGUAAGUAACCAAAACAUUUGUAUUCCCAUAAUAUUCUGAAAUUAAUUUAAAAAAACUUGCAAUACAGAUGAAUGACUUAGAAGUAUAAAUUAUAAGACAUAUUUUGUGAGUAAAAUCAUUCCUUGACAAUUCAGAAUUGGGGGCUUUCCAGCUUUCAGAGAAGUCCUUUUCUCUCUAAAUUUUCAGUAAGGUGACAAAGGCUUAGGGUUUUAUAAAACAAAAGAUCCCUUUGGGAGAUUUUUAGAUUAUUAAGUUGCAAACUUUAGAAAAGAUAGUAAAGCCUAUAGUUUUUUUUCAAACACUCUUAUUAUACAGAAUUUUCAUUAAAUACGUCCUCAUUUGUUACUUUAGGAAGAUACUAUACAGUUUUUGAAAGCUUUAAAUAGCAGAUAUUGUCAGCUGUUUCAUUUAAGUGAUUACAACCAGAUAACAGCAUUUGAUAGGAAAACUACAAUAUACUUUUGGAGAGUCUAACUCUCAACUUAUACACAGAUGUUUUGCCUCCUCAGUCAUAUGUAUGUAUGUGUACAUGUGUACACAUGUGCUUAUCUCUUCUAUCAAGGGAAAAGUUCAAUGGGAAGACACAUAUCACCAUCUUGAGAAGGAAGGAAUCAAUGCUGGCUACUACAGAAGAACAACUCUAUUUGUCUGGUACUUACUCUAGCACGGUGAAGACAGACCAAGGACUGCGACCAGAAAUGUAGAAGAGCUGACAAGGAAGCACAUGGGAGAAACGAGAGAAGUGGAAAAUUAUGCAAACCAUGUCUGUAACUUAACAGAGGGAAGAGAAGCAUAUUCUCAUGGUUAUGAAGAGGAAAAUGAACAGCUUAGACGUGAGUUUAAAGAACUCCAACUCAAACAGGAAGCUCAAAGAAAGGAAGUUGAAGAAAUGUUGUAUCUAGAAGGCCUGUCCAAAAUAGCUCUAAGCAGCCCCAAUGAACAGAUUGCAUACUUACUGGUGGAGAGAAGUACACUCUUGAGGAAACUGGAACUUGUGGACUACAAGCCAGAAUCACAAAGAUGUAUGAGCAGUAACAUACAAAAAGAAUUUUCCCAGUCUCAUAUUGAAGAACUGGAACAAGAUAAAACAUCACAAAACUGUCUAGAGGUAGAUGUACAAGUAGCAAAGAAGUUAGAGAUGGCCCAGGAAGAGAUCCGAAAGCUCACUGAGGAACUGCAAGUGAAGGAGAAAGAACAGAGUAAAUCAGAUUCUUCACUUAAGGAUGCUCAACUAGAAAUUGAGAAACUGAAAGAAAGUUUAAUAAAGCUUAAAGAAAAUGAUGCAAUUGACCUACAGAAAGCAAAGGAACAUAAUCAGAGACUGGAUGAGGAAAUUCUGGCUUUAAGAAAUCAAGUUCGAUCACUUGACUCAGAAAAAAAGGUACUUGAAGAGAUGAUUUCCAUUUUAGAGCCUGAGUUAUCAGUAAUAGAGGAAGAUAGAAGAAAAACCAGUAUGAAAGAUCAAGAAACAAUUAAAGUACAAGAUUUGAAUGAGAUGCUGACAAUGAGUCAAGAAAAAAUUGAAAUAUUUGAAAGUGAGUCAUCAGAAGAGAGAGAAAGGAGAAUGAAAUUGGCAUCUGGUCUUAAUACUAUACAGAGGGCUUUGAAAGUUAAAAGUGAGGUCUUGAAGCUUUUACAAGAAUUUGAACAAUUAAAUCAUUUUACUUUAGGGGGGGAACCUGCAACUGCUAAUUUAAUUACAAGUGAAAAUAUCUGUAAAGAUCCUGUAUCUACAGUAUCAAUUUUGGAAGUAGAGAUUCAAAGCCCAAAGGAAGAGAAAAAGAAACUCUGUCCUGAAUUAGAAGAGAAUAAGCAGAAGGAAAUUCCAGAGGAGUCAGUAAAGGAGGGCGCUUGCCCAAAAGAGGAGCAGACGAAGGAGGGCUCACAGCAGAACGAGGAUGUGAAAGAACAGCAGUUGACCAUGAAGCCUGAGGAAAUUGUGAGGCUUAGAGAAGAGCUGAGUCGCAUAAAUCAGAGCCUCCUCCGGUUUCAGAGCUCUGAGGAUAGUUCAGAUGACAGUUGUUCCCAGUGUCCAUCAUCUAGAGAAAAAUUAAAAGACCAGCAGCAAGAGGAAAUUAAACAACUUCGCCAAAAUUUGAACCGGCUCCAGGUUCUGUGCAACUCUGCUGAAAAAGAGCUUCGAUAUGAGCGAGGAAAGAACUUGGAUUUAAAGCAACAUAAUAGCUUACUUCAGGAAGAAGGCAUUAAGAUAAAAAUUGAACUAAAGCAGGCCCAGCAAAAGUUAUUAGACAGUGCAAAGAUGUGCUCUUCACUCACGGCAGAGUGGAAGCACAGUCAGCAGAAAAUCAAGGAACUGGAGCUGGAAGUACUUAAACAGACUCAGAGCAUUAAAUCACAGAACAACCUGCAGGAACAGCUGGCUCAGGAGAAAUCUAAAGUUGCUGAUGCAGAGAAAAAGAUUUUGGACCUGCAGCAGAAAUUAGAAAAUGUUCAUAAAGUCUGUCUCACAGACAGUUGUAUUUUGGGAAAGAAUCAGCUAGAGGAAAAGAUAAAAGAAGCAAUAGAAAAUGAAGCUAAAAUAAAGAAACAAUAUCAGGAAGAACAACAGAAGAGGGAACUCCUAGAUCAAAAUGUAAAUGAGUUACACAGGCAAGUGAGAACAUUACAAGAUAAAGAGAAUCUUCUGGAAAUGACCUGUUUUCAGCAAAAAUCCAGGAUUCAGCAACAGGAGGCCCUGCUUACACAACUGGAAAAUGAAAAAAGAAAAUGUGAUGAGCAUAUCAAGAGCAACCAGGAAUUGUUAGAGAAGUUGACUAGGGUACAGCAAGAAAAGGAUGCUUUGCGUGAAGAAUAUGGGCAAUUUUUGAAGCAGCUUGAUGUCCAUGUGAGAAACUACAAUGACAAACAUCACCAGCACAAAACCAAGCUUAGAAAAGUCAAGGAUCAUUUAACUCAUGAAGUAGAACUACGAGAUGAGAAAAUCGAACAACUUGAAAGUGAAAUUGGAACACUGCAACAACAAAUGGAAAAGGAGAAGGUGCUCCAGAACCAGAUCACUACCCAAAAUGAUAUCCUGCUUCUAGAGAAAAGGAAACUUCUGGAGCAACUCACAGAGCAAGAAGAAUUAAUCCAUAGCAACAAAUGGAUGAUAUCUUCAAUCCAGAGCAGAGUACUUUUCCUGGAUAAAGAAAACAAGCAAUUACAGGAAAAUAGUCUCCGUUUCAUGCAGCACAUUGGCCUGUUAGAGCGAAUUAUAAGGAACAUCCAGAUUCGCAGAGGAGAGGAAACAAAAAUUAGUGACAUGCCUGAAUUUAAAGCACUUAAUAAAAUACUGCUUUCACCAAAUCCCAGUUUUUCAGGAACAGGCAUGGUAGAGUCGAUUGGAAGUCUUCAAGAGGUUAAAGAACCUAAGUCUGAAGAAGCAAUGCUAAUCCCAAAGUCCCCUGAGUCUCUUUCCCGUUUACAAAAUUCUGAGGCUGGAUACAUAAAUGUGGCUUCUCUGAAAGAGGUACACAACAUACAAGAACAAGACCAAAAAUCAGAACUAUAAAAUCACUGGUGUCUAAAACUAUACUGAUCAAAGCUGUUAACUUAAAACUUGGACACAGAGACAGGCCAUGACAUGGAAAAGAGUUACUAUAGAUCCCCACUCUACAUCAACCAGGAGUCUUCAAAAUUGCUGAUAAAUUCAUUAAAGCAGUUCUAAAAAUUGAUUUCUCAAGUUUGUUUAAUAUCUUCGAAUGCCUUGUAUUGAUCAUUAUAUUGACUAUAGUUGAA
Molecule: messenger RNA, 7537 nt
Organism: Nycticebus coucang (slow loris)
Lineage: Eukaryota; Metazoa; Chordata; Mammalia; Primates; Lorisidae
Gene: CCDC30
Product: coiled-coil domain containing 30
Exons: 20
Coding region: 4524-7310 (928 amino acids)
Source: RefSeq, a predicted model, not a curated record